Molecule: messenger RNA, 1091 nt
Organism: Raphanus sativus (radish)
Lineage: Eukaryota; Viridiplantae; Streptophyta; Magnoliopsida; Brassicales; Brassicaceae
Exons: 2
Coding region: 357-854 (165 amino acids)
Source: RefSeq, a predicted model, not a curated record
CUGCACAUUCUCUGUCUCUCUAAAUAUUUCCCUCUUCCUUCUGAAACUUCUGUGCGGUAAAGAAAGCAUAACUUUUUAAAUUUUGAUAUAAAGAAGAAAAGAAAAAAGAUUUAAUUGGUGUCUUUUAAUUUACUGUUCUUGCAAUGGUCUUGUUUUGUGAAAUCUUUCUUGGUGAAGAAGGUAACCUAGAAGACGGAGAGUGGGUUAACGAAAGAUCAUAGUAGUAAUCAAUUCUCAUCAAGAAAACCAAAAAAAAAAGUUUUUCUUUUCAAGUCUUUCAUCUGUUUCAGAAGAUCAUAAGAGAGUUUGCGUUACCUUCUCAUCGUUUUCUACUGGGUUUAAAAAAUCAAGAAACCAUGACCACAAGUCUACUAAGUGAUCCAACGAUGCUGAUUUCAACAACAGAGGUCAUGAUCGCCUCUCAACAGCCGUCUCCAUCGCCUACAACACAAAUCUCGGGCGACGAGCCUGAGCCCGUGACGUGUGACUGCUGCGGAUUAACCGAGGAGUGUACACAAUCGUACAUAGAGAUGAUCAGAGAGCGCUACAUGGGUAAAUGGAUCUGUGGUCUUUGUUCUGAAGCUGUGAAGUACGAGGUUAUAAGAACUAAACGAUUGCUAACUCCAGAGGAAGCUAUGGCAAGGCACAUGAACACGUGUUACAAGUUCAAAUGCUCAAGCCCACCUCCUAAUCCGACUGGACAUUUGAUCUCUGCGAUGAGACAGAUCUUGAGAAGAAGCUUGGAUUCUCCAAGAGUGCUUAGGUCAAUGCCUAGUAGUCCUUCUAAAGAUGAAGAUGAUUGUGUUCCAAAUGUUUUGUCUAGGUCUGAUAGCUGUUUCGCCAGUUUGACCUAAAAAAGCUCAUAAUUGGAAAAAUAAGUGUUUAAACCGGGUGAUAACCGCGGUUUAAGGACCACCACCUGGUAAGGAUCCGGUUUUCAGAUUGCAAGUUUUCGUCAUUAACCAAAACUGGUCUCUUGUAUGUGUUUUUUGCCGGAUUUGUCUACCUGUGGAAAGUUUUUGGCCAAAGCUUAAAAUGUACAAGUCUUGCGUUGUUUCUUGAUUCCUCCCAAUUGCUAAUAACUUUUGUCA